AUGCCAGUCAAAGACACAAUAGUCAAGCAGAGAGAGUCGUUUAGUAAACCCCAAUUACAAUCCAUCAAGGCUAGUUUACGUCAGGAAAAGAGACAGAGAAUGGAAGAUAUGUCUCAACCGGUGAGGGAACGUUUACCCCCAGCGAAGCAGAGAAUGAUGGGUUUACAUUGUGAAAAAGGAUUUUCAUCAUGGCUUUUGGCAUUACCAUUACAAGAUCAGGGGUUCAAUUUGAAUAAAGGUGAAUUUCGUGAUGCGCUAAGUUUACAAUAUGGUUGGCAGUUGAAAAACACCCCUCAUUAUUGUAGAUGUGGAAAGUCAUUCUCGACAGAUCAUGCCAUGACAUGUCCUCUCGGUGGACUACCCAUAGCAAGGCAUAAUGAAAUUAGAGAUGUAACAGCUCAGUGGCUAAAUGAGGUGUGCUCUGACGUAGUAAAGGAACCACCACUUCAACAGCUUUCGGGUGAACUUAUACUACCACGUACAGCCAAUUGUCAGGAUGACGCAAGGCUAGAUAUUAGAGCGAAAGGGUUUUGGAACAGGCAGCAAGAUGCAUUUUUCGAUGUAAGGGUUUUUCACCCAAACACACCUAGCUACCGAAAUACCAGCAUAACCUCACUGUACAGGCAGCACGAGAUGGCGAAGAAGAGAGAAUACGGAGACCGCAUCAGGGAAGGUAGAGUACACUGUCUUCACACCACUUGUAUUCUCGACAACUGGUGGAAUGGGGAAAGAGACCGCUGUUGCAUAUAAACAUCUAGCGGAGUUGCUGGCAGAGAAGAGGAAGAGUGAGUAUGGUAUCACUCUGGCCUGGAUGCGAUGCAUAUUAUCAUUUGCCUUAAUUCGAUCAGCUGUUAUGGUGAUAAGAGGCAGCCGAAUGUCAGUGCACCGAAACAUUGACAUGACUGACAUUGAACUGGCAUGCAAAGAAAGCGGACUAUGAAUUUGACUAGCUGUCAGAAUAGAACACUAUACCCUUUUUAAAAAUAACAAUGGAUGCACAAAACUAUAGACAAUAUUCAUUUUGAUUUCUAUACUAUUACUAUAAAUUUAAUUGUUAUUACUAUUUAUAUAUUGUUAAUAUAAUUUCCUGAGUUUUGCAUUACUGCAAUCGUCUGAAGAUGUUAUGGCUGCCAAAGGGAAUCAUACUAUUGCUGUCGUCAAUGGGAAGGAAGAUUAUUCCACGCUCAAGCGCUGCUUCAAGGAUGUAUUCAGGGACAUCAAUGGAAAUUGUUAGUCAAAAAGAGAUUGUUGUAGACGGGAAGAAUGUGCAUCUUGAAUUCUUUCUAGGAGGUGACUAUAAAUUUCUGUUGACAAUUUUAGGAUUAAGAGGAGCAACUUCUAAUUAUGCAUGUGCUUGGUGUAAGAUACAUAAAGACAAUAGAUGGAACAUGUCUUACAAUGUUCACAACUAUUGCUCAUCAGAACUGAAAAGGACUGUGGAAGAAAUCCACAACCUGGCAAAACAAAACUACUGCUGUAUCAACCCCCCACUAUUGAAUAUCGAGUUAGACCAUGUUGUGUUAGACAAACUUCACUUACUGGUACAGAUAAUGGAUGUCUUGCUAAACAAUUUAGUCAAGGAUGCAUUGAGCUGGGACGAAUGAGAUAAUUGGGGAAAGAAAAAAAGCCAUCAAGUCAUGUGGAGUUUCUUUCUGUUUGGGAAAAAAAACUAACACAGAUGGCAAAGGGAGUGGUGUCUACACUUCACCAGCCUUUUGGGUGCCGAUAAGAAAAAGCUACUGAAAACUCUACCAGAAAAAUUUGAUGGUGUUAUUCAGCCGAAGAGUGAACAAGUGGUAAAAUUGCUCUGGGAAAAAAUUUCCAAUUAUUUAUGCAAUUGUCACAUGUACAGCACCUUCUCAAGAGAUGAUCAAUGGCUAUUUCGAGAAAGCACAGGAAUGGAUUAAUAUGUUUAUAUCACUGAGAGACAAAGCCAUUGGUUACAAAAAAGCUAAUAUAACACCGUAUAUGCAUGCUAUGGUGUGUACCAUGUUCCCCAAUUUUUGAGGCAUUUAUAAAACAAUUAAUAAUGGUCAUUGAACUGAGUGGAGUGCAAUUUGGACUGAAAUCAAACACGUGAUUACAAAAUCGCAUGACCACGAAGCGGGAGUGCGAUUUGUAAUCACAAGUUUGAUUUCAGUCCAAAAUUGCAUGACACGAAGUUCGAUUUCCACUUUAUUAUAUUCAUUUUGAAAUCUUAAACAUUUUUGUAAACCGGAAACGUUUUUGUUUGCAAAAGACACACCUCCAGUACCUCCCUGAGUGCUGUAGCAUAGCAACAAUAUAAAGCGAACAAGAUCAGGUUUUGUAAUUAUAUAGUUUAUAUGUUCAAAAAUCUAAACUGUUAAAGAAAUGAAGACAUUUAUAAAGAAUAAGAGACAGCACAAGUAAGUUUAAAGAUAAUUGUAGGUUUUACGAGUGAUUUGAAGAGUUUUGUUGCAGUUUUGUGCAUUUAAAACUGGAAAUAUGAUAGGCGAAUUUACCUUUGUUUUCCCUGAUUUAAAUUUGCUUUUGUUGCCAUUUUGACCACAUUUGAUAGAAGAUCUAUGUUCUUAAUUUCCUGUUACUAUUUGUGAAAUUUGAAAAUUUGCAAUUCUUUGAUAGUUUACUUUAGCUAUCCAUAUUAGUUUGUUUUUAUGUGCAAAAAUUGCUUAAUUUUAAAUCAUAUUCAUGACAUAUGUAAGUUUUUUGUUUUUGUGCUCAUUUGCCAUAACACAUUUUUGUUAAAUUUGAUUGGCUGUUUGAAUCCUAUGAUUAAAUAUGAUUGGUUGGCUGAAGUCAGCACUCUAAUGUGAUUGGUUCACAGCAGUGCGAUUUCAGCACAAAUCACAGUGCGAUUUGUGCUGAAAUCGCACUCCUGUGAACCAAUCAGAUUGCAGGAAAUACCAUUGAUUUCAAAAUGAAUAUAAUAAAAAGUUUUACAGGGCAAGGGGUUGAAUGAAACAAUGAUAUUGCCAAAACUACAGUUCUGUGCAAAUCAAAUAAAUGAAACAGCACAGAAAAUGUUCUGAAGCAUGAAUCUCUGUUGUGGGAACUAAAAGAUCAAAAAUGUUCAAAAAGAGUAUAUACAAAGCACAACAACGACUAUUGAGAAUUUGGUCUUACCGAGCAAAGGCAGAACAAGAGCAGAAAGUCUGAUGAUUAGCUACAUAAAGUCUGCUGAUACUAAUGAUACAUAUAUUAUCUUAUUAACAAUGUCAUCUCAAUAUGAAAUAUAUUUUGGGUUGUUUAUAUAGAAGCAAGCUACCUUUAUAGUACUUGUAACAAAGCUUUUUCCUGUUAGUCUGUUAUCAGUUAGCUAAUUAGAUGCAAAUACUCACAGUGAGAUUGUUUUAGUAGUACACAGAAUUAUAAGCUCAGAGUAUCAUGACUGCUUGCUUCCCUAUAAGCAACCCUCUUGUUUAAUUAAAUUGUAUUAUUACUGUAUAUUAAUAAAGCAUAUAUUAUAUUGUUAAACUGAACGGUUGCUUUCGACAUUUAACACUUAGCUUCUCAGCAAAAUAACGAGGAGAUUGUUCAAUUUUUCCAUCAAUUAAUUUGUAGUUUCGUGGACUUUGGCUGACAAACAAUCUCAUUAUUAUUGGGUAUUCACAUGUCACACCAUCCCCCAGUCGAUCUACAACCCAAUCCCAAUUAACUGGCCAUGAACACUUGGUGAAGUCCCCCUUGUCAAGACAGAUAACUUUGUCGUCAUUGCUUGUUCUCCAUUUGUCAACAAAAAGAAAGCGAAACACAUUGUGCCUGAACGGGAUGAUAGUUGGCACCAUACUCUUGGAAGCCAAAUGAUCUAAAAUUGCAAUGUGGAGGGCUUCAAUCCCAGCACUCACUAAUUCAGGGAUUGUAUUUGAUAGGAUUGUUGAAUGUUCGAUAAAAAAUAUUUCAACAUAUUUAACAUUUCCAUACAAGUACCUUAAUGAAAAAACCAUUACAGAGCUACACAGCACAACUGCUACACACGGGGAAGAUUUUUGAGAAAUUAAUCCGGCUGAGUAUAUUAAUAAAUAUAAAUAUUGCAAGAUAUAUCACGAUUUUGAAUACUUGAAAAAAACAAGCGAAUUAAUAUUACAAUUGACUUACUUUCCUCUUUCUGAUUCGUCGAGUAAUUACCCUCUCCACUUCAUAAUAUUUCCCUGUCUUCUUGGUAGAUUGUGUGUAAAAAUCAGCAGUACUUAAAUUAUUUAGCUCAUUGUAAAACCGAACCGCCACCUUGAAAAUUCUUUGCAAAUGAGCCUGCAAUCCCAUGCCGCAGAGUGUAUGAAAUUUCUAGCCAUGAUUUUAAAACUAGGCAAAGAGAUGCAAAUAAAUCACCACAGCUAGAAAGAGCUUUCUAAAAUUGGUAAAAUUGCAAUGUUUGGUUGCAAAAUGUUGUAAAAUAUGGAAAAUAUAGUCUUGCAAAGUUUGCAAAUUUGGUAUACUUUUGUAUUGCAUGCGGUAAUUGCUACCGGCCGCAAGCAAUACAAACAUAUACAAAAUUUGCAAACUUUGGAAGGCCAUAUUUUCCACAUUUUGCAACCAAAAUUUGCAAUUUUACUAAUUUUAGUAUAUGCUAUCCGGGAAUAUACUUUUUUUGCUAAGAUAAAAAAUUAGCCUAUAAUUGGAAUUGUCUAUUGGUCCCCAUUAUCUCUUUGUUUCUCUAAAUAAAGAGCUAGAGUUGGGGGGGGGACCAAAAUUUAUGUUCUUGUUUUGCCUGUUGGAGGAGGCUUUGAAAAUUCUACAUGUCUUAAGAGGGGGGGGCAAUGAAAAAAUAUUAUAACUGUAGAGCUUCUCCUCAGCCCCCCCCCCUGUACAAUAAAUAAUUCCCUUAUAGUAUCUAACCUUUCAGUGGCAAAGCCAAUGGCAGGACCAAAAUGAAAUAUAUAGUCUGGCAAAUGCAGUAGCAUGUGUAGUUUGGGUUUCCUCAAGAAUUCUGGGUGUCCACCCAGAAUUCUGCUGUCUAAAGAAAAUGUGAAAUGGUCAUGUCCAUUUUUUCACAAUCAUCCAUUAUAAGUGACUGAGAAUAUCUGCAAAAAAAGAUGAAAAAUAAAUAAAUACUAGUACUACAGUUAUAUUAAUUCCAAGAAACUACUCAAUUGUGUAUUAGAGCUACAUGAUUAUGAUAACCUUUUAUUAAAGAGGGGAAAAGUCCUUUCUGCGUAUGUGCUUAGUGUUUGUUUAUGUGGACCCCACUGGAAAUUGAUUUGUGUUGUUCCCAGACUGUUUAGCGCUUGGCGCGCACCAUAUUGUUUAUAUUCAUAUCCAUCAUGACGGAACGAACUCCUUCCACAUCGAGUGAAUCGAAUUUGUCAUCGAGUACGAGCCAUCGGAAGAAAGGCGCUAGCAGAAAAAAAUAUUUUGCGAAUAGAGAUGCUAGUAAAGUCUAUCUAUUUGAUAUAUUUCCAUGAUGGAAAGAGUUUAAAAAGGAAAGAAACAUCCAAAGUGACAAGGAUGUAGCUGAAAUGCUGCUUGAUGCAUAUCAGUCACAGUUUCGAUUGUGGUAAGAUUUUACAUGAAUAGAUAAAGUUUGUCUUUAGUAAACUUUUUUUCUUACUUUUAUUAUUAUCUUAUGUCAUUUUCUUUUAUAUUUUCCUGCAGUGUGAGUGUGGAUACCCAGACAGAACCAGAAGCCAUGCCAACAACCCCUCUCAGAAGCAUUCAUGAGUCAGACAAUUUUCUUUGGCCAGAUUAGCUCUUGUACCAAACAAUUGUCAGUGUGUGAAAAUGUGUCAACAUGUUAUUCUUAUGCACCUAAUUUUUAAAUUUUGUUUUUGCAGUGUUGACCUCGACACCUCUUAUGCUUUCUGCUGGUACAGAAGCUAUGCAGACAGGGACAAGCAGUUUUCCAUCGCCAAGUAUGUUACUUGAAGAACAAAUCUAUUUUUUAUAGUUUGAUGAAAUGAAGUGUAGUUUCCUAAACUUGAUAUCCACGAGAUAUAAUUUGUAGAUUGCACACAAUGUAUGGGUUAAUAAACCAACAAUAUACUGUAUCCACAAUGAUUUAUCCAUCCACUUUCUUGUAUAGUUAUUGCUUCACACACAGAGUCAUUGCCUCGCUCAAGCUAGAAGGAAUCUUCUAUCUGAUAGUUCACCAUUAUCUGUCAAGUCUACAAGGUUUGUAAAGUGUUCUAUUGAAAGUAGUUUCUGUAAACAUUUAUUCAAAUACCCUGUCUACAAAAACUUGAUAAAUAGUUGUCCCAAACAGUCUAUAUAUUUUUCUUAUGUAUAUUCUAUUUUUUAAAUCAAAUAGAAGGAUGUGACAUACACUGGAAGCAAGGGUGACAAAAGCUGUGAUGAUGACACAACCCUGACAGCUUCAACUGUACUGAGCAUGAAUGCAAGUGUUGAGUAUGUGAUCAUUUAAUUACAGUGGUGGUGCCAAGGAGGGGAGCCCUAGCCCCCCCCCCCCCCCCCCGGGGAAAAAUAACAGAUUUGUUGGGAAAAACGGAGAAAAAAAUUUGAAGGAAUUCCGAAAAGCACGAUCUUGUCGCUAUGCUCGUUCUCCCCCAUGUUAUUACGUUAAUGAAUCAUUUAUAUUAAUGCUCAUUCACUCCAAUUUGGAAAUCGGAAAGCAAUACUCGCUCUAAAAACGUAUUUGGCCGUAUGCUCUACAGUUCGUUGCACAGUUUGUGAUGAGGUUUUGUUUCCUGACGUUUUCUACGUCUAUGUUGGGAAGCAUACAAAAUCUAAACACAAAGACUUUCACGUGCCUGGUCAUCAGGCAGCCGUAACCAUUGAGUUGGAUAAGUCUGAUACUCGUCAGAGUAAAGUCACUCCCACAAACGUCUAUGACUGCAUCUACAUAUUUUUGCAUGUUCACAAGCCUAAUUUUAAACGGUCAAUCUAGUUCUUGGCAACAAUUAGAGGCCGACCAUUUAACUUUUGAGGGAGCGGGGGGGGGGGAGAUUUUGAAAAAAUUCCCUGCAAGGCUAUUCCUGAACAAAAACAUACCUGCACUAACAAACUGGGGGGGGGGGCAAAUAUCCUGCCACAGUAUUUGGUGGGGGGAAAAUGUUGCAAAACAGCAUGGUUGUAGGGAUUGAUUUGACCAGUCCCAGAAGAUCAGCUGGUUUGAUUUUCAGGGGCUAGUGUAAGGUUAAUUUCUUGUUGGAAAACUCCUCAAAAUGCUGGAAAUAUCUUAUCGGAGUUUCAAGAAAUCCAAAAUUUUCUGGGGGGCAUGCCCCCAGACUCCUCUAGAGGCUUGCACCUUCGGUGGUCGACUCGGUCGUCUCAGAAUCCUAGUUAUGGCCUGAUCUGCUGCCCUAUGACGUGUACUUAUUAGUUGAACCAUGCAUAUAUAUGCUGCAGGUAGCUGCAGUGAUACAGACUUGCCAACUGGAACUUCUCCAGGUCCCCCGCUAAAUAUGCCCCCUCCAGUUACACAUCCUUAAAAGAGGCCCUGAACCAAAUGUUAUACCUCAUAGCAAUAUGUAUUAUUAAAAGCAAUGCAUGAAGCUAGAAAACUCAACGUUAACUAUAAUUAAAGAAUCUAAAUAGUAUAAGCUAUUGAAAACAAAUGCUGCGAAAGAGAGUGGCAAAAAAAAUCGUACAUGGUGACGGGAUAGGGAAAAAAAUCUUGCACAUAACGAUCCCAGAAAAAAAUUCCCUGCCAGCAGUAAAUCACCCCUCAAAAGUUAAAUGGUCGGCCCCUUACAAUGAAACAUCGUUGGCUGUUUAAAAUUAGAAUUAUAAACAUGCAAAAAUAUGUAGGUGCGGUUGUAGACAUUUGUGGGAUAGGGGACGAUAAGAAUUUUUUAUGUGUUCCACACUGUUUGGUUUAUAAAGAAUGCAUCAUGCUGGCUAAAUUGUACAUUUUAAGUAUAUAAAAUAAGCUAGUAUAUAUUGUACGCUUAACCAUGAAAAAAUUUGCAUAGCCCCCCGUCAGGGAACAUAGCCACUCUGUCGGGAAAUUCCUGGCACCACCACUGUUUAAUUAUAACUGAAAUUUUGCACAUUGCAGAGUUUUAUCUCUCUACUCCUUAGUGGUUUGAAUAGAAUACUUUAUACCCAAAUUUAAAGUAGUUCAGUUUAAACACAUUUAAUUCACAAUACACUUAUGUUCUAUACCUAUUUUAAACCAAAUUGUGAUUUUUGGCCUCACAUGUUCAUUUUAGAUUGCCUCUGCUGGAAGUAUCCAUUGAGGAUGACGUGUUCAACACUUCAUGGCCACAAACAAAGUUCUGGCAGAUGAUGGAACUGAAGCAAGUGACACUGAUAACACCAACAACAUACCUGUAAUGACAGUACCUCCAGAGAAAGCUAUUCAAAUGGAGAAUUGUAUUGUUUUUACUGAUACUCUCAUGUCAUUGCUGAAGGAAUUGCAUAGGAGUAUCUGUAAACGACCUGGCUGUGAUCAUGUCCUGGAUUAUCGCAAGACCUAGUUGGUACAUGCCUUGUUGUUUCCUGGGAAUGCAGUGCUGGUCAUAAAGGAAGCAGAUGGGCAGCUCAACCCAGUUGUGAUAAGAUAAGAGCUGGGAAUCUCAUGCUUGCUUCUGCUUUGUUGUUGUCUGGAAACUUGUAUACUAAAGUGGGGUUAAUGAUGUUCAGAUUCUGUAACUUGCAGUAUUUUUCUAAAACACUGUUUACUCAGUACCAGAGUCUGUACAUUUCCCCUGCUGUGAAUGAGUUCUGGGAACACCACAAGCAGGAGCUUUGGGAGGAAAAGUCUGGGAAAGAUGUUGUGCUAAGCGGUGAUUGAAGGAAUGAUUCUCCUGGGCAUUCAGCACAAUACUGCACAUACAGUAUAGCUGACAUGGGAGAUCAUGCCAUAUUGCAAAUGAACAUCAUGGAAGCUGCUGGAAAGAGCAUCAAUAUGGAACAGAUUGGUUUCGAGAGAGGCAUGGAUAAGCUGCUUACAUCACAGAUGUCAGUAAAGGAUGGUCACUUAGACAUUGCAGCACUUAUGAGUAAGUACCUAUGCAUAAGACUGUUUAACCUAUUGAACUGCAAUGUGCCUGCGCCCUACUUAUUUUUUUUACUUGUCUAACGCCAGAUGAUUUUACUCAUCAAUGGAGAAGCUCUGCAGCUUAAUGAGUUAAAUAAAAUAUUUCCCCACCUGUGAGAUAUGUACCUUCUGUAAAGUUCAGUUACCCAGCCAUAUAGCAAUAGGGAACAAUAUGCCCAGCCAAUUUGAAAAAAAAUGAGAUGAAAUUAUUUCUAGUAACUAGUAACUACUGUACUUCAUGUUUGUUCAUUUUUUAGAAAAAGCAGACAAGUAUAACGAUGUGAAACAUCAAAAUGAUGUGUGGCAUGGAGGAAAGUCACUAGCAAACAAGAUCAAUGCAGUACGUUUGUGUACAGUAUAAAUGUAAAAAUUGAUCACAAUAUUUGAAGUUUGAACAUCAUAGCAAAUUUCCUACCAAAUUUAGUGCAAGUUGGUGCUGAUAAGGUUGUCGCAAUGAUUGCGAGUCACUACAUAAAAACAUGUUUGGAAUGAAUAUUUUGAUUAGCUAUCAUCAGCAUGACUGAUCAAAUAAAUAGUUCACAAAUAUAUAUGUGUGUGUGACAGAAUUUCAGAAACAAGAUUCAGAAACUUCGUUCCAAAGCUUUGCAGCAAACUUUAGAAUUGUUAAACAAAAUUCAGAAAUUUUGUAUGUCAUGUUUUGUGAAUCACAUAAAGUAAUAUACAUUGUAUAUUCAUUAUUAGGCAUCCAAAACUAUGAAAUUAUAUACUUUAUAACGCUAGGGUAAUCGUAAUUUGCUUCAUUGUGUGAAUGCAACUAGCAUACUAAGGACUGGGGUUUGUGAUAAUGAAUCCUUCUUUUUCGCAUUCUCUGAACCUUCGGGAUUGAAUACCAGGUUUGUUGUCUUUUGA
Paramuricea clavata is the source of this 9787-nucleotide messenger RNA. The record is from the annotation of a GenBank genome assembly. Lineage: Eukaryota; Metazoa; Cnidaria; Anthozoa; Malacalcyonacea; Plexauridae.